AUGGAAAACAAAAUAUCUUUUUUUCGCGAGUAUGAUAACGUCAAAGAGAAAGUAGAAUUGGUAAGACGGUGUCUUGACCAGGAUGACGAUAACGAAGUGAUAAAAAAUUUGACCCCCAUUUUGGAAAAUUUAAAUUAUUUAAACAAUUGCCUGAAUAGCUAUAGGGAAGCCAAAACGGUGUUGGACCCGCACCUGACUCUGCUGGUGGAGCCAUUUUUAGACUUUUUAAAGAGAAGCUUCACCCGGUUGGCAAGGAUUCUAUCUUAUUUUAAGAAGCAAUCAGGGGAAGCAAAUGGAGGUCGGGACGAGAUAAGCAGCAGGGUAGCUUCUGGCGAAAGGCCACUUUCAAAUGAUGUGGGAGGUCGCCAAGAAGGGGAAAAGCAAAUGGGUCGGAGUAGAAACGGUCAGGAAAAGACGCGCAUGGAGUCAAACGGGGAAAUAGAAAACGGCCGUGCAAGUCACGCCGAAAGGGAACAGAACGGACAGAGUAACAAAAUUUUAGAUGACACGAAGGCGAAGGAAGAAGAAACCCACCUGAAGAUGUACACAGUGAUAGAGGAGGUAUACAAAUACUACAACACACUGAUAUCCGUGAGGGGGGAAAAAAAAAUUAAAACUCUAUUUCCAUGUGACUCAUUCUGCUUAAGCAAUAUAGUGGACCUGUUGCUCAAACUGAAAGAAGAGGAACUCGUUUUUAAGAAGCUGACGAACUUUAAGUCAAAUACAAUGGACGAUGGAAACAACGCGUGGGUAAUUUUGUACAUCCUACUCAUAUGGCUGUCAUUCUGCAUGUACAUCCCCUUUAACCUACUGUCUGUCAGUAGGAAUAUACUAAUCAACAUUGAAGAAAUAUUUUACUACUACGUGGGGAAGAACGACAAAGCGAAGGAAGCAUGUUCUAUAUUGUAUGCUCAAUUUUUAAGGAGGGACGAUGUGCAUAAAGAGAAAAUUUACUUCACCAACUUUAUUCUUUUUUCCAAAGAACUUAUGAUAAAAUUGGUGGAAAUAGACUCCUUAGCUGAGAAAAAAACACAACUUCAGGAUGACUUCUUUGUAGUGACAAGUGCAAACAUUGGUUCCCCCAACUGUUGCGUCAAAUUCAGCAAUUUAGUUUUAUGCGGAAUUUUACUGACUCAUAAAAGGUUGCUGAAAAGUGGUGAGAAAAGGCUGUUAAAAAAUUACACCAAUUUUUAUAAUUUUUUUUUUAUUCAAAAUCAUGCCCGUUUGGACUUUACGCAGAUGUCCAAGGCAUUGAAGAUUCUUUGCCUCGGUUAUUACGCCUUGUUAUUUUUGGAGAAACCUGCCGGAAUGGCGCUGCCAAGGGGGGAGGAAGCUAAUAAUGGGGAGGUUACUAAUAAUAAGGAGGCGGCUAAUAAUGGGGAGGGAGCUAAUAAUGAGGCUGCUAAUAAUGAGGCGUCUUCCCAGGGGGGACCGCCCCCCUCACCGCUUCACUCCGACCUGUUCGAGAAAUUCCCUCUCUUCUUAAACAUCAACGAGGUGUUCACCAUGUACCAGAAGGAGACCAAGGUGGGGUGGAGUCCACAGCCCAAAAGAGAAGAACAAGUCAUUCCCACAAAUGCACAGAAAAAAUAUACCUGCGAAAAGGACAUCCUACAAAUAUUGAACCUCCUGUUGUACUAUUUUAACGACAGUAGUACCUACAUUCGGUGGUGCCUCUCCAAAAGCUUCGGAAACAUAUUAUCCCAUCUGAGCAUGCAAAACGUGCGUUUAAUCAUAACAAAAUUCAACGAGCUAGCCAAAUACAAGGAGUACAACAUUUCGUGCACCAUUAAUUACACCUUAUUUCAUUACCUCUUUGGAAAGACAACCCUCUGCACAGAAAUUAUUAACUUCCUUCUUCGGAAAAUCGUCGAAAGUUUGUACACAAAUAAAGAUAAAAUUUUUGCGAGCACAUUUGUUCUGUUGUAUAGUCUGUUGAAGUAUAAUAAGUUUAUUCAGAUGCGCUAUGAGCAGAAUGAGAAGGGGAUCCGAUUUUUUUCCUUCCACUUGAUAUUCACCAAAUUGAUAGUUCUGUCUUUAUUCGAGGAUAAUAUCAACUUGAGGAAAUCUGCCAUGUCGCUGCUGCAGAUUUUUAUUGGCAAGUUUAACUUUUUUUACCAAUUUGAUGGGCAUUCAGUGGGUGAUACCUUGGCGGGUUCUUCCCCCCACAACAGGGAGAUAUUCUUCAACGAUAUGGUGCAUUUUGUGAGUCUGUUUUUUAUCGGCGAUGUGGUAAGUGCCUACUAUGAGGGGCUGCAGAAGGGGCAGCUGGGGGGCGCGGCACAGGAGUAUGGCGGUGUAACACAGGGGGAUAACGGUGUAGGAGGGGCAGAAAGCAGCGCUGCAAAAGAAGGAGGCUUCUCAGAAGCCCAAACCCACUUGGAUACCAGAAAACUUCUAGAGGAAUCCAAAAAGGACAUAUUCAACGCGAACAUUGACAUCCUCUCUACCUGCAACUUCAGCGAACUGAUCAAUUUGAAGAAAUCCAUCAUCAUAAAAACGAAAGAUGUAUGCAAAUUCAUUUUGUACAAAUACCCAGUGAUUUUCCACUUAUAUUCCUUUAAGCUUUUUCACGAAAAUGUGAAUAUCAGAUUGUUGGCAGCGGAAUCACUAGCUAAUCUCUCCGCCCACAAUGGAGACUACUUCAUAAAGGUGGUUCUUCCCUUCUUGGUGAAAAAAAGCUAUGAAGAGAAUGUAUGCAUAAAGCAUGGAUCGGUUAUAUGCAUUUCCAAAAUAUUGUUAAAGUUGAAGCAACAUAUCGAUGAAAAGUUACAAAACGAAAUAAAAGAAAUUAUCAUUUUUAACGAAAAAAGAAGGAUAUAUAAAUUGAAAAAGGGAGAAAUUUUACGGCAUUCAAUAUGUCUGCUGAUACAAAGCAUAUGCCAAUGUGAUUACUUCUUGGUGAAGGAGAACACACACUCAUUCUUUCUGGACGUUUUACAAAAUAAUUUAUUCCAUUACAAUGAAAUUAUACAAUAUGAAGCAUCCAAGAUCUUCUUCUACAUGCCCAUCUAUUUGUUAGGAAGAAACAAGGCCAUUCAUUACCUAUACAAUAAUGUUCUUUUGAAAAUUGUAAAGGAGAAGGAUAAUUUCCUCCAUUUGAAGGGUUACUUUAUUCUCCUUCUAUUCGUUAGCGAGGAGAUCCUUCCAGACGUUGCUUCCGACUUGAUUAAACUGUUUUAUUAUGUCUUAAAGAAGUGUUCCUCCUAUUAUAGGAUAAAGAAUACUCUCCUGAAGAAGGAUUAUCAGAUGAGCUCCUCACCUGCUCCCAGUAUGGAUGAACCGAAUGUAAAAAAUGAUAAUAAUCCUAUCCGGAAUGAUCCCUUUUUUUUUAAAAAAAUCAACUUUGAGUUAUACCCCAUUGAUUUUAACAUGAAGAUAUUUUGCCUCCUCGCUUUGUUUAACGUGGUGGACAAAUUGAGGAGAAGGUACAUCUCCCAGUUUUUAAUCCUUUACGAGGAAUGCACUACCAGCUUUAGGGGCAUCGUCAGGUCCAAAAAGGGGCGAGGUGCAGAAAAGAGUGCCCGCCUUAACAGCUGUGAAAGCAGCACGGGGCGCACCUCGCCUUCCAACAUAACCAUUAGCAGUGAAGACUCGGAUGGAGAAUCCUGGGCGCAAGACAGCCUAUACAGUGGCGCGUGUGCACAUGGGUACUCUGGCGAGGAAGGUGACGGUGGAGGUACGACUGCUGGGAAGGAGUGGCCUUCCUUCGGGGACAACUCAACCAUCGAAAGUGAUCGCGAAGUGGAUUCCACAAAGUUGAAGCCCCGAUGCGACACAAAGGUGGAAGUAAAUGGCAUAGCUCCGCAAAAGAAAAGGGAAAAACCAAGAAACACUUCCUUUUACGUGAAGGAAAAAGUCAAGCUUGUUAAGAAGAAUAUAACCUGGGAGCAGGUCAUAGAGGAGGGGAAAAAACAAAACAAGGAUGUUUUUCCGCUCUCAUUAAACAUUAACAAAGUAGCGAAAGUAUUGAUUCUCUACUUACAGGAAUAUGUGUACGAAAGUGACAUAGGAGAUUCCCACGUGUUCGUUAGGGAGAUAUGUCUGGGGCUUACCGCGUUCCUGUUAACAUCAUACCCGCUGUACUUUUUCAAGAGGAGUGGUAAAAUUGUACAGAGGAGGAGCAAAGGGAGAAGCAGGGCGAGGCAGACAGAACCUGAGGCAACAUCUAAGGUACUCGUGGAACCGCAGCAAAGGGGUGUAAAGAACGAGCUAACCCCAGCUGUAGGAACAAACGGGGAGAACCACACGCAGGAAGAACCCACCCCGGAUUACUUCUACCAGCGAUUCGACUCGGAUGACAGUGGGGAGGACGAAAGUAGCAAUGGAGAGGAUGGAAGCAGCCAUGGAGAUGACGGAAGCAGCAAUGGGGAGGGCCAAGUUGUCCUUAUGUACGUCCUCUUUGAAGUUAAAAAAAAAUACAUAAACAUACUAACCCAGUUGCUGCUAAAACUAUUAUGCGAAAAAAAUAUCAGGACAAAUAAAAUGUGCUUAUUCCUUUUGAAUUACCUGUACAAUUAUGCCACUUUUGAUUCCUUUGGAAAGAUGGAGACGUUCGAAUUCUCCAACGUUCUCAACAAAUACUGCCAUGACUUCCCAUACGAACUUUACCUUAAAAAGAAAAUGGACGAAAAUAUUAGAAAAAGUAAGCGUAACAUUUAUCACUACUUGAGGACGUCCUGCACGAAUAUUCACGAUGUCUUUGAUAAUGUAACGGUCCACUUGUGUGAUUAUUACGAGCCGAUAUAUUUGAAGACCCAUGGGGGGGCAGCCCCGAGUGUGAGGUAUACCAAUCAUUCGAAUGAGAAGAGGCUAAGGAUUCCCCCGGGGGGAACCACCAACAAUCCCUGUACUUGCACAUACGAAGAAGAAAUCACCACACUGUUCCUGAACCGCCCGUACAAGUAUGGGCUCCUCAAGACUGUUUUUAACAAAAUUAAUAAUUUCAUCUAUUUGUACAACUACGCUUUGAAGUACACGAGCUUUUCCGUUUUCCACAAGAACAAGUUCGCUUCUACGAGGAAGGGCCGCAUGCGCGGUCAGGCCUGCUCGGACGACACCAGGGAUUACAACCCUGUUGGAGGGGCCGCUCCAAUUGGUAACACCUUUACCCAUGGUAACGCCCCCCGGGGAGACCUCCAAUUCGAGAACAUUCUCAUCAACAACGACUUCCUAGACGACAUAAACCUAAGCGAAAGUGAAGAAAAGGUAUCCAUCGAAGAGGAAAAUUUAAUAAAAGACGUCCAUUUCCUGUUGGACAAGACGAAAAAAAAUAUCAGCGUAAUUAAGUGCUUGGAGUAUAGCGAAACGUAUCUUUACAGUCACAUUUUUUACCUCCUGUUCUUAAAUAAAUAUAAUUACUAUCUCAUCAGCGGUUUUUUUAACACCCUGUAUUACUACACCUCGCACACCGAGUAUAGCAAUUAUGCAUACACGAAUGUGAUGAAGAUGGGAAGGGAGAAAUCCAUUGAAUUUUUAUUUUUCGAUUUCCUCGUCCGAUACAAAGAUGUGUAUACCUUUGGCUACAUCCGGGACGACGUCCUGUUUCUGUAUAUUAGGUACUACAGGAAGUUUUAUAUGGGCUGCAACUACGCGGAGGUCGGUGAGAUCAUCCGUGUGUUGAACGAGGGGAGGGCUGGGCGCAGAAGCCACAACGGGGGUGGUUACGACACAUGUAUAAAUAAAAAUGACGAUGUGGAUACGGAUAAGCAUAAAGAUGAUGACGCGCGGGGAGACCCCGCUGAAGGAACCGCCCCUAGCAGCGCGCGGGAACCCCCACUUGCCCUCCACCUGCACAACAUCAACUUAGGCGAAAUACUUUCACUCGAAAAAAGAGAAGACCAGUUUGACUUUUUAAAAAAUAUAUUUCAUAACUAUAACAUAUUCUUCGACAGAAAUGUAAUUUUUUUGACUGACGAAGAAUGCGGCGGUGGGGGUGACAUGAAAUGCAUGUUAAAAGGGGAAAAGAAAAAAAAGAAAGAAAAAAAGAGACAGGGAAAUAAACAAAUAAAACAAAAAUAUCAAGACAAAAUUGAAUUAUUAGAAUAUGUCAACAUUUGCUUAAUUAAAAUUUUAUACUACUUGAAUAAUUUCAACUUAAUACAACUGGAGACAUUUUUAAAAAGUGUUAACUCUUUUGUGAAGUUUUCCCUGAUGAAUAAUUUUGCGGCCUUUUGUUUUUUAAACUUCUUCCUUUCCACCUUCGAAAAAUACGGAACCUUUGCGCUCGUUCGAACGAUUUCCGAGUUGACAAUAAAUAUUUUCAUGUGUGGUACUCUGCACUUAAAUGUUAAGCGGCUGGCCUUCUUCCUGGUCCUGCACAUGCUCCUGCACAGAUACCCCAAGAUACGGGAAUUCACCAACGAGUACCUCUACGCGAACGUUAAUUUUAUUUCCCCUGACGAGGGAAGCGGUUAG
Messenger RNA from Plasmodium inui San Antonio 1, 6417 nucleotides. RefSeq lists its product as hypothetical. Gene Ontology annotation, molecular function: GTPase activator activity; beta-tubulin binding. The record is from RefSeq and is a predicted model, not a curated record. Bases 1 to 6417 code for a protein of 2138 amino acids. NCBI's taxonomy places the organism in Eukaryota, Apicomplexa, Aconoidasida, Haemosporida, Plasmodiidae. The transcript has 3 exons. Gene Ontology annotation, biological process: post-chaperonin tubulin folding pathway; microtubule cytoskeleton organization; tubulin complex assembly.